AUGAGUUUGAACCAUGCCAUCCACGAUAUAGUGCACAAUCUCCAUAUUCUCCAACAAUACCAAGAUACCACUUUUCACCAAGAAUCAACCUUUCGUCUGCUUCUAGAAAGCGUGGUCCAUGCGCUUUGCUCGCUCCUCCGUGUUGAUACUGCGCCGUCACAUCUUCAAAUCUCUACGGAUGUUUUUGGAAAACUGACUUGGGCGCUCUUCCACAAUGCACAUCCAGACUUCCCGACCCAUGCUAGCAUAUUUGAGUUUCUCCGAUCGGCGCCGCCUGAAUCGCAUUCAGCCCGUCUCCUUCUGCUUCUUCGAGACUUGGAUCUGCAGGCCCGCCUAAAAGAGCCGUACUCUUCGAUCUGGAAUCAUCUCUCGAAGUUGGUGCUGUUGUUUGCACAGCGUCACAAGUCUUCGGAAAAACGCUUGGUAGACUACGUGGCCCGAUGCUUUGCGUACGAGUAUGCGUACUUGCUGGGUCUUCAGUCGCAAUUGGAUGACGUUGCGCUGGAUACGGAAAACUUGGCCCAUGCUGUGGAUAGUUUCCUUCGACGGCACGACAGAGACCAAGAUUCGUUCCACAACUAUGACGAGGCGCCGCAGGUUUCCCGGCCGCUUAAUUUUUCCUCCAACAUUCCGAGUUUCUCUCUGGUUUACCAUAUGUUCCUUGAGUUGUCUCUUUUCAAAUCACAUGAAACUCCAGACUGGGAUAUGCUGACAUACGCCAAAGUCUCAGUGGAUUACUUUCGCUCUUCACAUGCCAUCGAACACAUGGAUGCAGAAACGCUGGACUUGUAUCAAAUCUUCUGCGAUUUCUUUUUAGGUUCUGAAUCUGAGGAUGGGCUUCUUUCAGAGAAUCUUCACGACAUUGCUCGUGAAGUGCUACUUCUUUAUUUCGAAAGCAUUUCACUAUCUCCUCUGCAAAAUACUGAACUGAAAGACUUGUCAAGGGCACAACUUGUGGAGUUGGUGUCUAAUUUGGAUGCGGUGGUUUCCAUUCUCAAUGAGUAUGAUCUAGACUUCAACCCCCAAUUUCCACAGUUUUUCAAACACUAUCUCUUCUUGGUCUACGAGGAUCUUGCUCACUAUGCUUCCUCGCAAGAUUACAGCUACAUUGGUGAGAUUCUCGACACUGUCAGAGCAAUUGCUGAUUUUGAAAAUUCUCCACUAGAAGAUGAAAGCGAUCUGAUUCGCAACAUAGUCCACAAACUCCAUAGUAUGCAAUUUUCCAUACUUCUGCCUCGCUCUGGACUGAGCUUACUAAUGCGUCUUGCCGUUAAAGAUAUGGAUCGCUUAACUUCUUUGUUUAGAAAUGCUUUUACCCAUUGGAACUAUAGAUUGCUUGGCACCGCUCAAUUGCAUGUGCUCUAUGAAGAUCGGUUUCUUCCUGGCUUGAAAAAGCGCCAAUCGAAGCGAUUUUUCUCUAUUUGGUAUAAUAAGAAAAUGCGGUAUAGCGACUUGACUCGCCAUGCUGCAUCUUAUAGUGACAAGAAGCUUCUUGCAAAAUACCUUACGUCCAACUGGAUUGAAAAGCUUCUUCAGCUUUCACAAGCAGAAAUGAAGGGUGAAGUGUUCCAAAUUAAACCGCGGUUUAAUAUAUGGAGACGCAAGUUCAAGGUCCUUAAGGACUUGGAAAAACGACUGGUUGAUUUGGCCAAUGCUAAAGCACUCAGAUUUUCUUUUACCCGGUUGAAAUUGAAAGUAGACAAAGUGGGCGAUUUGGAAGAUACUGCAGCUGAUUUUCACACAAGAAGUGCUUCCAAAACUGAUAUUGUGCUUUUGAAAGAGUGUUUUCUACUAUGGUCCCACAAGCUUCAUUCUGGAAUAUUCACACCUGCCACCUCGAGUGAAAAAUUGUCAAGAUUAGGGGAAUUGAAUAAAGGGUUUGUCUUACGCAAGCACUUUCGUUCCUGGCGUCAACGAACUUUACUUUUACAGGCCGGCAGUGAACUUGAGAAAAGAUCACGAUUCCUUCUUAAACAUAACUUCCUUCAUUUGUGGCAAGUACGUUUACAACAGCACUACACAUACCAUUUACAUGUCACAGAACGCGAUAGAAGGCUUACAGCGAAUGCAUUCAGUGCUUGGAAAACAAGUUUGAGGCAUAGAACAGAGGCAUCUGAAUAUUAUAAAAGAAAUCUUUUCAAGCGAGCUUUUAAGCAAUGGAGAUUGAGCUUCGCUUUUUCCAACUCUGCCGAAAACCGGCAAAGAAAGGAUGUAAUACUCGCUUUCCAAACGUGGAAAUUGGCGACAAAAAGUAACCAAUUCCAGUUUGUUUUCAACUCAAAAUUAAAAACGUAUGCAUUCGAUUCUUGGGCAGACUCCAGCCGAAAAAUUAGUGAGAACAACGUCAAGGCAAUAACGGCCUACGAAAUAAACUUGUUGCGGAAACAUUUACUCUUGUGGGGUUCUCGUUUGAACAUGAACAGUGAACUUAUAACUGUGGCCGACUUGAAUUUCCAAAGAAAAUAUCUUAAUAAGAUGGUGGGGAAAUCUUCAAAACACAGGAAACAAGAAAAGGUUGCGAGUCAAGUUUUACAGAAACGUAUGCCUCUCGAAGAGAGAAUGACCACUGGUGUGAUUCUUCGAAAGUGGAAAGAUCAGUAUUUGAGAAGAUUUGAAGACUUAUCACGCAAAGCAGUUUGCGAUUUUGAGCAAGGGUUUAGAAAUAAGAAUACUACUCGCUUGUUUUUCAAGUUUUGGAGGCGGAGAUUGAAGAAUGUGCACCAGCAUCAGAAAAAUCUACAUAUUCGUCUUGAACACUUUUCUGGCAUGAAUGAAGUUGGCAAACAUUUUUUUGAGCGUUGGGUAGAACGAACAGCAUCUCAGCACCACGCAUUGGAACAAAGCAAGAAUUUCUAUAAUAACUUACUUUACAAGAAGUAUUUGUUGGCGUGGUACGAAAAGUAUGUUACCAAAGUGGAUUACUUGGCCGAUAUUGCUGAGGAGAUGAUAGGCCAAAAGGAUUACAUGUCGCUUCUCGAGAGCUUGCGGAAGUGGAACUUGAAACUUAUCAAGAUUGUGAAAAGAAACAACCAAACGUGUGCUAUGUUUCGGGAAAAAUGGGAGAAGGCCAACGCAAAAUCGCUUUUUGAGUUAUGGUUACACAAAACUCGGCAACGGGAGCUUUUGCUUGAUGAUGAACAAGAUGGAGAAUACAUUGAAGCGAACUCCACUUUCGGAAGCAGUCUGUCGCCGCUUUUCCGGAAAAACCCAAAGCCAACUUCCAACAGUGUAUUUGACACUGCAAGCUAUCUCAACACACCUGUGAAGAAGCAAGUACAAGGCUUGUUUACCCCGCAACACAGAAAGGGCCCCAGUCCAACAAAGCUUCAGGAAACGAAUCAGAGGAUGAAAGUGGACCGAAUGGACGCUUUGAUUAACCGCUACAAGCUGGCCAAGAAACCUUCGAGAAGCCUUCUUCAGAAUCGCGUACGGCUCUCUCCUCCGAAACUGAAAACCGACUCCACUUUACCAAUGAAGCCACCUGCUCCGCGUUUUGAAACACAUUCAUCCAGCUCUUCUCCAGAAGCUACGUCUUCGCCAGAAGCUGCGUCAUCAUCUACUUUGAUGGAAGACAGCGCCCUUUGGAGCACAGCUAAAAAACUCAACAGGAUCAAGCCAUUGGUCAUUCCGCCGCACAAGGAAGACAAUGAGUUUCGUUUAAUGUCAGUGAGCAACUUAAGGGCGAGGCUUACACGGAAUAGUUCUUCAAAUGUCUUUGACGACAAUUCCUGA
Molecule: messenger RNA, 3732 nt
Organism: Clavispora lusitaniae ATCC 42720
Lineage: Eukaryota; Fungi; Ascomycota; Pichiomycetes; Serinales; Metschnikowiaceae
Gene: SFI1
Product: Sfi1p
Source: RefSeq, a predicted model, not a curated record